GCCCGCUCGCGCUGCCCGCGGCCCGGCGUCGCGAGUUCCCGCUCUCCCGCGUCCGCCUUCUCCCGCCCCCUCCCUCCCUCCGUGCCGGCUCGGCGCUCGCCUCGGCCUCCCGCUCCCUCCCCUCGGCCCCGGCGCGGCGGCCCUAUGGCGUACAGUCAGGGCGGCGGCAAGAAGAAAGUCUGCUACUAUUAUGACGGUGAUAUCGGAAACUAUUACUAUGGACAAGGGCAUCCAAUGAAACCUCAUAGGAUCCGAAUGACCCACAACUUGCUGCUAAAUUAUGGCUUAUACAGAAAAAUGGAAAUUUAUAGACCCCACAAAGCUACUGCUGAGGAAAUGACCAAGUACCAUAGUGAUGAAUACAUCAAAUUUCUCCGAUCAAUAAGGCCUGACAAUAUGUCUGAGUACAGCAAGCAAAUGCAGAGAUUUAAUGUUGGAGAAGAUUGUCCUGUAUUUGAUGGCCUGUUUGAGUUUUGUCAGCUGUCAACAGGAGGCUCUGUUGCUGGGGCAGUAAAAUUGAACAGACAACAGACAGACAUGGCUGUUAAUUGGGCUGGAGGACUUCACCAUGCUAAGAAAUCGGAAGCAUCUGGUUUCUGUUAUGUCAAUGAUAUUGUGCUUGCCAUCCUUGAAUUACUGAAGUACCACCAAAGAGUGUUGUAUAUUGAUAUUGAUAUCCAUCAUGGUGAUGGUGUUGAAGAAGCAUUUUAUACCACAGACCGUGUCAUGACAGUAUCAUUCCAUAAGUAUGGUGAAUAUUUUCCAGGCACAGGGGAUCUUAGGGACAUUGGUGCUGGAAAAGGCAAAUACUAUGCCGUCAACUUUCCAAUGAGGGAUGGUAUAGAUGAUGAAUCAUAUGGACAGAUAUUCAAACCAAUUAUAUCCAAAGUAAUGGAGAUGUACCAGCCCAGUGCUGUGGUAUUACAGUGUGGAGCAGAUUCACUGUCUGGUGACAGGCUGGGGUGCUUUAAUCUUACUGUUAAAGGUCAUGCGAAAUGUGUGGAAGUUGUAAAGACUUUUAACUUGCCAUUGCUGAUGUUAGGAGGAGGAGGAUAUACGAUUCGUAAUGUUGCUCGAUGCUGGACAUACGAAACUGCUGUUGCCUUAGACUGUGAAAUUCCUAAUGAGUUGCCAUACAAUGACUACUUUGAGUAUUUCGGACCAGACUUCAAGCUUCAUAUUAGUCCUUCAAAUAUGACUAAUCAGAAUACACCAGAAUAUAUGGAGAAGAUCAAGCAACGCUUAUUUGAAAACUUGCGCAUGUUACCUCAUGCACCUGGUGUACAGAUGCAGGCCAUUCCUGAAGAUGCUGUUCAUGAAGACAGUGGAGAUGAGGAUGGAGAAGAUCCAGACAAACGGAUUUCUAUUCGAGCAUCUGAUAAGCGCAUAGCCUGCGAUGAAGAAUUUUCAGAUUCUGAAGAUGAAGGGGAAGGUGGACGACGAAAUGUUGCAGAUCAUAAGAAAGGAGCAAAGAAGGCUAGGAUAGAGGAGGACAAAAAAGAGACUGAGGACAAAAAAGCAGAUGUUAAGGAGGAGGAUAAAUCCAAGGACAGCAGUGGUGAAAAGACAGACACCAAAGGAGCAAAAUCAGAACAGCUCAGCAAUCCUUGAACAAAGAUAGCCUCUCAUCAGCUGCAGAACAUAGUACUAGAGUUGGAGAAUACCUAAAAGAAGAAAAGUUUUCGUAUUGAGAGAGACUGCUGAUUUCAUUUUGUACUAUUUGGCAUGGACCGUAUUUAUUUUCAAACGGCUUUGUUCUGGUUUUUGGCAAGUUGUAUUGUGAGUUUUCUAAUUAUGAGGCAGAAAUUCCUUUCUUCACCAUGCUUUAUGUAAUAGUAUUUAAAAAUGGAUGUGAGUUAUUAUGUUAAAUGUCUAAACUGAUCUAUUAAAGUAAUUUGCCUUUCCUGAGCUGAUUUUACCUUUUUUGUAAUUUUAUCUUUAUUAAAAAAAAAAAAAUUGUA
Falco peregrinus (peregrine falcon) is the source of this 1961-nucleotide messenger RNA. It is a transcript of the gene HDAC2, whose product is annotated as histone deacetylase 2. The coding region runs from base 145 to 1611 and encodes 488 amino acids. The transcript is spliced from 14 exons. NCBI's taxonomy places the organism in Eukaryota, Metazoa, Chordata, Aves, Falconiformes, Falconidae. Gene Ontology annotation, molecular function: histone deacetylase activity. The record is from RefSeq and is a predicted model, not a curated record.